GUGGUUGGGUGCCGUUGGGACCAAGAGCCCCCCCCAAGCACACCCACCCGUUGCCUAUUUGACCAUGGCUACUGCUGGGGCGUCGGCAGAUCAGCAGGCGAAGGUGCUUUCCCUGGCGAAGGUGGUUGCGGACGCCCAAGAGAAGACCAAGGAGUACCUGGGCAGGAUCGAGGCCGCGGUGGAUGACGCGGCUCGCCAGUGCAUCGCGGAGUCUCGGCUGGACCAGCAGCUUGUCGGGCACAGCAAGAGGAUCGUGGGAAAGGUGAGGGACACCUACAUCUGCGACGACGCCAUCGUCCUCGUGACGACAGACCGGCAGAGCGCGUUCGACAGGCAGCUGGCUAGGGUGCCCUUCAAGGGGGCGGUCCUCAACCAGACGAGCGCAUGGUGGUUCGAGAAGACUCGACAUAUUGCUCCAAACCACCUGCUUGGAUCGCCGCACCCCAAUGUCUGCGUCGGAAAGAAGUGCAAGGUUUUCCCGAUCGAGUUCGUGAUGCGCGGCUACCUCACGGGGUCCACGUCUACCUCCAUAUGGAAGAACUACGAAAAGGGCACCAGGGCGUACUGCGGACACACCCUCCCAGAGGGGAUGUCCAAGAACCAGGCGCUACCCAUGGGGAACAUCCUGACGCCGACGACCAAGGACGACUUGCACGACGAGCUGAUUAGCGCGGAGGAAAUUGUUUCCUCAAGCCGGAUGUCGCAGCAAGACUGGGAUGAGUGCAGCCGGCUGGCCCACGCCCUGUUUCGGUUCGGGCAAGAGGCGGCAGCAGAACGCGGCUUGAUUCUCGUGGACACCAAGUACGAGCUGGGCAAGGAUGCUGACGGGAACAUAAUUCUGGUUGAUGAGAUACACACCCCGGACUCCAGCCGGUACUGGGUGAAGGAGACGUACGAGGGGAACAUCUCGCAGGGCAGAGAACCGGAGAACAUCGACAAGGAGUUUCUCCGACGUUGGUACACGCAGCACUGCGACCCUUACAAGGACGAGACUGUUCCUGAUGCUCCCAGGGAGUUGGUGGCAGAGCUGUCGCGGCGAUACGUUAUGCUCUACGAGAUAAUCACGGGGCAGGAUUUCGUGUUCCCGAGCGAGGACGGGCCUCCCGUGGACGAGCGAAUGUCUUCGGCCGUGUCGAACUUUUUGAAGUCCCACCGGGAGGCGUGACAAGGACUUCCAGCGCCUUUUCGUCCAUGUGUCCGUGUUUUGAAUUCACGUGUCGUGUGCGCGAGGCAUGCAAUGGUCCGGAUUUUGUCGGUUUCGAUACGCUUGCUAAGGCAUCGAACGAUGCUGUGUCUUUGCUAAGGCUUGUCCGAGGUCGGCGCCCGCUGGUGCUUGCGAUGUAAAUAUAGAAGAUCGAGCGAAGCACGUAUGUCGUUGAGGUGUUGGGCUGUCUCAUCCUUCUGAUUUUCUUGUUUUUGGCAAGAAUUGAACACACCACGCUUCGCUGCGGUUUCAACCCCCCAAGCCGAAAGCUUGGUGCGGCGAACGUUGAUCGAGAGUUGUCGCCAGUAUCCUUCGCGAGCAUUCAUAUAUGAAGCUUGGUUUUAGUAGGGGGUACGGGGUGGCGUUGGGGGUUAGGGUUAGGGAUACGGGUACGUUCCCCUUUCUCUUUCACACAUAAAACGAGUCCUCGCGAACGUGAUCUGUUGUCAACCUGAUGAAUUCUGUACUCCUUCCUCCUCUCGCAGCAGCACCCUCGCCCCGACGGCCCUGGGUUUACCCGAGCCAUACGACUCCAACGGCGGGCGAUUUAGCUAGGGGGUGGGUAGCGCAGCACGGGCGGAGGAUUCCCUCCUUUUCUUACUGAAAAACGUUGCAUGUGUUGUCGCCAAGAUUGAACUCUGGUUCUUUGCCCUGGACCAUGUGUUGUUUUUUUGGUGAAAGCUUUAGCCUAGUUUUCUUAGUUUGACUGCGGGCCCGUUCUGUAUCGGCUCAACAUCCAAUCCCAAAUUGGAGCGUGAAAGUGGUCUCGGGAGAGCUGCAAAAGCCGCUUGAAAGGAGGGGGAGGAGGAGGAAAAUGACUCCCAAUAUAUGGCGUGUGCUGCCGCACUUACGCCGU
Messenger RNA from Ectocarpus sp. CCAP 1310/34, 2060 nucleotides. Lineage: Eukaryota; Phaeophyceae; Ectocarpales; Ectocarpaceae. The record is from the annotation of a GenBank genome assembly.